Molecule: messenger RNA, 753 nt
Organism: Acanthoscelides obtectus
Lineage: Eukaryota; Metazoa; Arthropoda; Insecta; Coleoptera; Chrysomelidae
Source: the annotation of a GenBank genome assembly
UGAGUCUUCUGAUGAACCUUAUUUACAUUCGACUGGAUUUGGGAGCUAAAGAUACUAUCUCACAGCAUGUCAAUUGAUUGCUUAGCUAUCGUGUAAGCGUUGUAAAAAGCAUUAUCGUAAUAUUGUCGUAGAUUUUAGGGUGUCGGUGUUAUCAUCCCUGAACGGUCUCCAAUAUACCACCUACCAGAUACUGAAUAUAGUGAAGGAGAUCCUGAAAUCCAGCAGUGACAUAUCGUUCGAAAUGUUGACCGUACCUGAAAAUCUACCAAACUUUCCGCUUAACUCGUACGAAGAAUAUCUGCGAUUCAAUGAUCUUAUUAAGGAGGACACUCACAUUUCUCAAUAUAUGGUGCGGAGAUUGGCAGCGUUGGGAGGUUCGGGAAUCGAUAGUAUCACACGUAGAAUAAUGAGAUUUUUGUUCGAUAACGAAUUAGCCACCCAGUUCAAUUGGAAAGGAAGACAUAACAAGACCGGUUUUGAAGGGACUGCCAUAAUGGGUCUUGUUUAUGAAGCGGCGAAGCUAAACUGCCCAUCGAACGAGAAGAGUGAUUCGAAGAUAGCUGAUAUCGUGAAGAUUUGGUUGAAACACGCCAGCUCGAGGGUCAAACAGUCCAAAUCGAAGGUUCCAGGAUGAUCCGAUUCACUAAGUUGAACAGUUUUGAGAAUUAUUUUUUCUGUACAAAGCAUUAUGUGACCUCGGUGAAGUUGAAAUUUCAUCUUGGUGGAUCUGUCAAUAAAGUUUACAAAGCUUAA